AUGAUCAACGCAGAAGUGUUGGAGAUGCUGCAGCGUUAUUUGAAAUGGAUAGUCAUUCCGAUAGCUUUGUGUUCUGCGUACAAGUUAUGCUUUUUCUUGCUACCUGGUCCUCAUCACCACGGAAUUUUGACGUACAAAGAUAAAACGGUGCUUAUAACUGGUGCUAGUUCAGGCCUCGGUCGUGCUUUGGCAUUCGAGUUAUACAAAAGAGGAGCUAAAAUAAUUGCCACUGCACGCAGUAUCGACAAACUUAAGGAGCUGUGCGAAGAUAUGAAACGAAGUUUUGACGGCAAUCCACACGAACCAGCGUACAGCUAUCUUGAUGUUUGCGAACCCAUGGACGUCGAACUGCUGAAGAAUCACGCUAUCGACGGCAAGACGAUCCAUGUUUUAAUAAACAAUGCUGGCCUUUCAAUGCGUGGAUCUAUAGUGGAUACUCCGAUAGACAUUUAUAAACAACUUAUGGACGUUAAUUUUUUCGGUCAUAUAGUUGUCACUCAAAAGCUCAUGGAUGCAAUUCCUGAUGACGGUUGCAUUAUAGCAACCAGUAGCGUGCAGGGCAAAUUACCGAUACCUUAUAGGAGUGCAUACGGAGCAAGCAAGCACGCUUUCCAGGCAUUUUUUGAUGCACUGCGUUGUGAAGCUCGCCCUAAUCUACAUAUUCUUACUGUGUCGGCUGGUUACAUGAACACUGGUUUUGGCUCACGUGCGCUUAACGUGGAAGGACAUCCAGUUGGAAAAAAUGAUCUAAACCAACUAAAGGGUCUGUCUCCCGAAUGUGCAGCGUGCGAGAUCCUCAGGGCUGCAUCGGCUCGCGAAAUCGAGCUAAUUAUGGCCCCAUUUUCGAACAAGAUAGCGAUAUUUUUGCGUUGGGCUUGGCCAACGCUUCUCUUCUACAUUCUUCAUAGAAGAGGACUGAAGGACGAAUAUGCGAAGAGUAGAACUAUUGUUGUGUAUAUUCUGUUGUUUGUCCUAGUUAGUACAGUACUUUUAUUUCAGGUGUGUAACUAUCGUGGUUACAUAAAACUAAGUCGUUCCAAAUUCGAGGAGGAAUUGGAUAGUUUGCGUAGAAGUUUGGAGGAUAAUCUUGGGAGACGUCGUUCAGUCGUGCCCAGUCAAUAUGAAGUAAAUGAUUUUCUGCGUUCGAAUGUGUGGUUGCUGAGUGGAUUUGCUGCUGGUUGGCUGAUAGGUUUUGGUCUUGCCUAA
This is a messenger RNA of Angiostrongylus costaricensis, 1206 nucleotides long. The record is from the annotation of a GenBank genome assembly. Lineage: Eukaryota; Metazoa; Nematoda; Chromadorea; Rhabditida; Metastrongylidae.